Messenger RNA from Miscanthus lutarioriparius, 1455 nucleotides. The record is from the annotation of a GenBank genome assembly. NCBI's taxonomy places the organism in Eukaryota, Viridiplantae, Streptophyta, Magnoliopsida, Poales, Poaceae.
AUGAAGAAGACCAUGAACAAGUUAUGGCCGGCGCUCGCGGAGAGCAAACUCGCCAUCGCGCUGUUCGCCGGCCUCUUCGUCGCGGCGGUGACCUUUCUCUCCGUGCGGACGCAGUUCGCAGUCCGGGGCACAAACGCUCUCUUGCGGGGCUCGUCGGGAGACGGCGGCGCAGGUUUGCCGGCGCCGGGGGAGGAGACGAGUGAUCAUGCACGGCCACCGCUAGGUGAAGAAAUUGCACCGGCGACGGCGACGGCCACCUCUGUUGCGCAAGUGCAUCCUCCACUGGAGCCGAUCUGCGACCUCUCCGACCGGCGCUACGAUGGGUGCGAGAUGUGGGGCGACGCGCGCACGGCGAGUGGCGUCAACAAGUCGGUGGUCUACUUCAUCCCGCCGCCGCAGCAGCUGGCCACCGCCGCAGCGGCAACCUGGAGCAUCCGGUCGCAGUCCCGCAAGAUCGUCGGCGUCCGCGAGGUGAUCGUACGUUCCCUGGACGUGUCCAGCCUCCACGAGGCGCCCCACUGCACGGUCCGCCGGGCCGUGCCGGCCGUGGUGUUCGCGCUCGGCGGACUCACGUCCAACUACUGGCACGCCUUCAGCGACGUUCUGGUGCCGCUCUUCACGACGGCGCGGGCCUUCGGAGGCGACGUCGAGCUCCUCGCCACCGGCGCCGGUGGCCAAGCAUGGUUCAUCGGCAAGUACGACCGCGUCCUCCGCGCGCUCUCGCGGUACGACGUGGUCGACCUCGACGCGGACGGCGACGUCGUGCGGUGCUACCGUCACCUCGUGGUCGGCCUCCGCGGCCACCGCGACUUCGACAUCGACCCGGCGCGCGCCCCGAACGGCUACGACAUGCUCGCGUUCCGCGAGUUCGUCCGGGCCGGCUACUCCCUGCCGCCACCGCCGCCGCCACCCGCCGCCGCGCUACCGUGCAAGUCUGGAACGAAGCCGCGGCUCAUGCUCAUCCUCCGGGGACGCACGCGGCGGUUCGUGAACGAGGGCGCGAUCAUGGACGCGAUCGAGCGCGCCGGCUUCGAGGUGGCGCGCAUGAAUGAGGCGGCGUCCUGGGCGGACGUGGGUGCGGUGGCGCGCGAGGUGGACGCGUGCGACGUGCUCGUUGGCGCACACGGCGCCGGGCUGACCAACAUGGUGUUCCUGCGCGCGGGCGCCGUGGUGGUGCAGGUGAUCCCGUGGGGGAAGAUGGAGCCCUACGGGGAAGGGUUCUUCGGCGCCCCGGCGGCGCACAUGGGGCUCCGCCACGUCGCCUACAUCAUCGCCGCCGAGGAGAGCACGUUGUACGACAAGUACGGCAAGGACCACCCGGUGAUCGCCGACCCCGACGUGUUCUACCGGAACGGCAGCAACGCGAAGUUCUACUGGCGGGAGCAGAACAUCCGGCUCAACACCACCAGGUUCGCGCCAACGCUGCAAAUGGUGAAGCGGAUGCUGCGAGAGUGA